Molecule: messenger RNA, 354 nt
Organism: Penicillium waksmanii
Lineage: Eukaryota; Fungi; Ascomycota; Eurotiomycetes; Eurotiales; Aspergillaceae
Exons: 2
Coding region: 1-354 (117 amino acids)
Source: RefSeq, a predicted model, not a curated record
AUGGCUUCUCGUCCUGUUGACCGACUUGAAGGACAGAUGCCAAGGAAGGCUGGUCAUCUUGUUCCAAUCGACCCAGACAACAUCAAGGUGGAGAUAUGGUCCACUUCGAGACGUCUGCUCGAGUCCAUCGCGCAACAGGGCCCUCAAAGAGACAGCAAGACCAAUAUCUAUGCUCUUACCGUGUUUGCACAGCGAUUGGGCUACUCACGACUGAUCAUCGCCGAUGAUAUGACAAAGCGUCAGCUCCUGGGAAUCCCCCGCCGCACCCAUGAACGUUGCACCCAAGACCUUGACAUGGAUACACUAUUGCCGACCAGGCUGGCCGGGACCGAAGGAGCUACCAGGUGCAUAUAA